This is a messenger RNA of Trachemys scripta elegans, 7195 nucleotides long. It is a transcript of the gene ABCA4, whose product is annotated as ATP binding cassette subfamily A member 4. Gene Ontology annotation, cellular component: intracellular membrane-bounded organelle; membrane. Gene Ontology annotation, molecular function: ATP hydrolysis activity; lipid carrier activity; ATP binding. The record is from RefSeq and is a predicted model, not a curated record. Bases 129 to 6926 code for a protein of 2265 amino acids. The transcript has 48 exons. Lineage: Eukaryota; Metazoa; Chordata; Testudines; Emydidae. Gene Ontology annotation, biological process: transmembrane transport; lipid transport.
AGAACAGAAGCUAAAGCAGUUAUUCUACGGAGAAUUUUGUUUCAGGUAUUAUCUGAGCCCAAGUGUGAGAGAUAAAGAUGGAUGCAUUUUAUAUUACAGGUUUGUGGCGCUGUUGAUGCAGAAGAACAAUGAGCUUCCUUAGACAGGUCAGACUUCUGCUGUGGAAGAACUGGACACUCAGGAAAAGGCAAAAGCUUCGUUUUCUGGUGGAGCUUGCAUGGCCUUUGUCUUUAUUUCUUGUCCUUGUCUGGCUGAGGAAGGCUAACCCAGUCUAUCGCCAACAUGAAUGCCAUUUUCCAAAUAAGGCUAUGCCCUCUGCAGGAACGCUGCCAUGGUUACAGGGUAUCUUCUGUAACAUGAACAAUCCUUGUUUCCGAAGCCCCACCCGUGGAGAAUCUCCUGGCGUUGUGUCUAACUACAACAAUUCCAUCUUAGCAAGAGUGUAUCAAGAUGCUCAAGAGCUCCUACUCCAGGCACCUGAAAUCCAUGACCUGGGCAGAAUCUGGGAGGAAUUGCGCAUUAUGAUCCAGUUUAUGGAAACAAUGAGGACUAAUCCUGAAAGAAUUGCAGGUAGAGGGUUAAGAAUCCGAGACAUCUUGAAAGAACAGGAGACUCUGACGUCCUUUCUGCUGAAUGAUGCUGGCCUCUCAGACUCAGUGGUUUUCCAGCUGAUUAAUUCUCAAGUGCGCCCUGAACAGUUUGCCUAUGGAGUCCCUGACUUGACUCUGAAGGACAUUGCCUGUAGCCAGACCCUACUCAACCGCUUCAUUAUCUUCAGCAGCCAAAGGGGUAUGCAUGCUGUGUACAAUGCAAUGUGUGCCCUUUCCCAGGAGAACCUGCAGCAAAUAGAAGACUCCUUGUACGCAAAUGUUGAUUUCUUUAAGCUUUUCCAGCUGCUUCCCACUGUUCUAGACAGAAAGUCGCAAGGUGUUGACCUGAGAUCCUGGGGGAGAGUGCUGUCUAAUGUGUCUCAAGCAGUGCGAGAGCUAGCCAGAAGGCCAAGCAUUCAGGACCUUUUGUUGGUUCUGCAACCGUUUGUACAAGGUGGAGGGCCAGAAUCCUUCAGCCACCUGAUGAGCACCUUGUCUAAUCUUCUCUGUGGCUAUCCAGAGGGAAGUGGUUCCAGAAUAUUCUCCUUCAACUGGUAUGAAGACAAUAACUACAAAGCCUUCCUAGGGGUUGGCUCCACCAAGAAGGAAUCCAUUUAUUUUUAUGACAAUACAACCACACCCUUUUGUAAUGCAUUGAUCCAGAGCAUAGAAUCAAACCCUUUAACCAAAAUAGCCUGGAGUGCUGUGAAGCCCCUGCUGAUGGGAAAAAUCCUCUUUGCUCCUGAUUCGCCUGCUGUAAAGCAAAUACUGAAGAAUGCAAACUCCACAUUUGAAGAACUUGAGCGUCUCAGACUGUUGACCAAAGCCUGGGAAGAAGUGGGACCUCAGCUGUGGCACUUCUUUCAAAGCAGCCUGCAAAUGAAUAUGAUCCGAAAUACUCUGAAGAACCCCACGGUGAGAGACUUCUUGAAUGGACAGCUGGGUGCUGAAAGUUUAACUGCUGAAGAUGUGAUCAACUUUCUCCAUAAUGGAUGUCCAGAGAACCGCGAAGAGGGUGUGGCAGACUUUGAUUGGCGGAAUAUCUUCAAUGUCACAGACCAAGCUUUGCGUUUGUUUAAUCAGUAUUUGGAGGUAAGGUAUUGGGAUCCUGGUCCAAGAGCUGACCCAGUGGAUGAUUUACGUUACAUCUGGGGAGGGUUUGCGUAUCUGCAAGACAUGAUUGAGCAUGGGAUUAUAAAGACCCAGACCAACGCUGAAGUGCCAUCAGGAAUCUACCUGCAGCAAAUGCCGUAUCCCUGCUUUGUAGAUGAUAUCUUCAUGAUCACCCUGAACCGCUCCUUCCCUAUCUUCAUGGUGCUGGCUUGGAUCUAUUCGGUCUCCAUGAUAGUGAAGAGCAUUGUGCUGGAGAAGGAAAUGAGACUGAAAGAAGCCAUGAAGAACCGGGGAGUUACUAAUGGGGUUAUCUGGUACACCUGGUUCCUAGACAGCUUCAUCAUGAUGUCUGUGAGCGUGUCUCUCCUAACAGCACUAAUUACGUGUGGCAAGGUGCUUCACUACAGCAAUCCCCUCAUCCUCCUUCUGUUUCUGCUGACGUUCACCACAGCCACCAUCAUGCAGUGUUUCUUGCUCAGCACCUUCUUCUCCAAAGCUAACUUGGCAGCUGCCUGCAGCGGAGUCAUCUACUUCACCCUCUACCUGCCCCACGUCGUCUGCUUUGCUUGGCAGGACCGCAUGACUAUUAACCUGAAGAUUAUGGCAAGCUUGCUUUCUCCAGUGGCUUUUGGAUUCGGUACAGAAUACUUGUCACGCUAUGAAGAGCAAGGUGUUGGGCUACAAUGGGACAAUAUCAGGACCAGUCCUCUGGAGGCAGAUGAAUACAGUUUUUUCUUCUCCAUUGAGAUGAUGCUUUUUGAUGCUUUGCUAUAUGGAAUUCUCACAUGGUACCUUGAAAAUGUUUUUCCAGGGGAGUAUGGGAUACCACGGCCUUGGUAUUUCCCUCUGCAGGAGUCUUACUGGCUUGAGUCUGGCCACCCAAAAGCUGAGAAAACAGCAACUGCUGAUGAAAAGAGUCCCAGGAAAGAAGGCAGUCCAGCCUGGAAGGCAACAGGAGAGGAAAAGACUGCAAACGUGAGGGAGGAAGCAGACGAGCCUGAAAAGCUGGAAGAACAGAGUGACAACCAGGGGGAGAAGGAUGGUAAAGAAUCCAAAUGUAAACACAAAAGAAAAAAAGAGCGCGCCAAGCAGGGGAAGCCUAAGGCAGAGGCAAAGGACAAAGAUGAAAUGACUAUAAACACCUUUUUUGAACCUGAGCCUCCAGACCUGAUCCCGGGUGUGUGUGUGCAGAACCUGGUGAAGAUUUUUCCAGGCAGGCCCAAGCCAGCAGUGGAUGGCAUGAAUGUUACUUUCUAUGAGGACCAAAUCACAGCCUUCCUCGGCCACAAUGGAGCUGGAAAGACAACCACCAUGUCAAUCCUAACAGGCUUGUUUCCACCCACAUCUGGAACUGUCCUGGUUGGUGGCAAGGACAUCCAGAUACAUAUGGACUCGAUUCGGCAGAGUUUAGGCAUGUGUCCUCAGUACAACAUCUUGUUUAAUCACCUCACUGUAGCAGAGCACAUCUUGUUUUAUGCCCAGCUGAAAGGGAGGUCUCGAAAGGAAGCUGUGCUGGAGAUGGAGAUGAUGCUGGAAGAUAUAGGCCUCCCCCAUAAAAGGAAUGAAGAGGCUCAAAACCUGUCAGGUGGCAUGCAGAGAAAGCUAUCUGUUGCCAUUGCCUUUGUUGGUGAAGCAAAGGUGGUCGUCUUGGAUGAGCCCACCUCUGGAGUAGAUCCAUAUUCCAGGAGGUCUAUCUGGGAUCUUCUACUGAAGUAUCGCUCAGGCAGAACCAUCAUCCUCUCUACGCAUCACAUGGAUGAGGCAGACAUCCUUGGAGACCGGGUGGCCAUCAUUUCCCAAGGAAAAUUGUUCUGCUCCGGCUCUCCUGUCUUCCUAAAGAACUGCUUUGGAUCUGGCUUCUAUCUCACCUUGGUUCGCAAGAUGAAAAACACCCAAGGGGGAGGAGAAUGGGGUUCACACUCCCCUAGCUGUGGAUCUCAGUGCUCGUGUUCCUGUUCCAGGUGUGCACCUAAAGAUACAGUGGAAGGUCCCGAGCAAGAACUGGAUGGGGAUGUGAAUGAGCUUACAGAACUAAUUCAUCAUCAUGUUCCAGAAGCAAAGUUAAUUGAAAGUAUUGGUCAAGAACUCAUCUACCUUUUGCCCAGUAAAGAUUUUAAACAGCGAGCUUACGCCAGUCUCUUCAGAGAAUUGGAAGAAACCCUGGCUGACCUGGGACUCAGCAGUUUUGGGAUUUCGGAUACUCCCCUUGAAGAGGUUUUCCUGAAGGUCACAGCAGAUGCUGACCCUGGAUCACAGAAUGCAGGAGGUGCUCAAGAAAAUGGCUCCACUCUCAGAAAAACCUGCCUUGAGCAGAAAGAGAAGGCUGAACUACCCCCUUUGGCGACCAAUGGAGCCUCUCGAACACCUGCAGGCCGAACAGGGGAUGGGAAAGAAGGCAAGGGGUCCCGGCAGAAUAAAGGUUCUCAGCUUGUCCAUCAGCAAAUCAAAGCACUGCUCAUCAAACGGUUCCACCAUGCUACGCGUAGCCGUAAGGACUUCCUUGCUCAGAUUGUUCUCCCGGCUACUUUUGUGUUGUUAGCUCUAAUACUUACAGUUAUUAUCCCUCCCUUUGGAGAAUAUCCCAGCUUAAUACUCCAUCCUUGGAUCUAUGGACACCAGAUUACUUUCUUCAGCAAUGAGCGGCCUGGCAGUGAGCAGAUGGUUUCCCUCACUGAUGCCUUCUUGAAUAAGCCAGGAUUUGGAAAUCGCUGCAUGAAGGAAGAGCCUCUUCGGGACUACCCAUGCAGUAAUAUGUCAACUGCCUGGAGCAUACCACCUAUUCCUCCUAACAUAACCAACCUGUUUCUGACCCACAAAUGGAGCCCUGACGACCCUUCUCCCUCCUGCAAGUGCAGCACUCGCAAGAAGCUCACUAUGCUCCCGAAAUGCCCCGCGGGAGCUGGAGGCCUUCCUCCCCCACAGAGAGUGCAGCGCAGCACAGAAAUUCUUCAAGAUCUCACCCACAGAAACAUUUCUGAUUUCCUGGUGAAAACUUAUCCCAGUCUGAUCAGAGAAAGUUUGAAGAGUAAAUACUGGGUCAAUGAGCAAAGGUAUGGAGGAAUUUCCAUUGGAGGAAAACUCCCAGUCCUUCAUGUCACUGGAGAUCAAAUUGUUGAUUUUUUGAGAGACCUUGGCCAAAUGAUGAAUAUAACAGGGGGUCAAGCCUCAAUGUCUGUUGCUAAAGAAAUGUCUAAUUUCCUUAAAUACAUGGAAACUGAAGACAACAUUAAGGUGUGGUUUAACAAUAAAGGCUGGCACGCCAUGGUAAGCUUUCUCAAUGUAGCCAACAAUGCAGUCCUGAGAGCCAAUCUGCGGCAAGGCCAAACUCCUGAGGAAUAUGGGAUCACUGCAAUAAAUCAUCCUCUGAACCUCACCAAGGAGCAGCUCUCAGAAGUCACUGUGCUGACCACUUCGGUGGAUGCUGUUGUCGCCAUCUGUGUGAUUUUUGCCAUGUCCUUCAUCCCGGCCAGUUUUGUUUUGUAUCUGAUCCAAGAACGGGUGACAAAGGCCAAGCACCUCCAAUUUGUCAGUGGUGUUAGCCCUGCUGUUUACUGGCUAACCAAUUUCAUUUGGGACAUAGUGAAUUACACAGUGAGUGCUGGUAUGGUUGUGGGUAUAUUCAUUGGAUUCGAAAAGAAAGCGUACACGUCUCCAAGCAACCUCCCUGUACUUAUUGCAUUGCUACUUCUGUAUGGGUGGGCAAUAAUUCCCAUGAUGUACCCAGCGUCCUACCUGUUCAAUGUCCCUAGCACUGCCUACGUUGCAUUAUCUUGUCUUAAUCUCUUCAUUGGUAUCAACAGCAGUGCCAUUACAUUUAUCCUGGAGUUGUUCGAAAAUAACCCAUCUUUGCAGAAAUUCAAUAAAACAUUGAAAAAUAUGCUGAUAAUCUUCCCACAUUUCUGCCUGGGCCGUGGACUCAUUGACCUAGCUAUGAACCAAGCAGUGACAGAUGUCUAUGCCAGGUUUGGUGAGAAGCAUGUCUUGAAUCCAUUCCAGUGGGAUUUUGUUGGAAAGAACCUGGUUGCCAUGGCAGUUGAAGGAGUUGUAUACUUUGUUCUGAAUCUCCUUAUGCAGCGUCAUCUGAUCCCCACACGAUGGUUUUCUGAGCCUGCUAAGUUGCCUAUUAGUGAUGAAGAUGAGGAUGUUGCAGAGGAAAGACAAAGAAUUAUGAAUGGAGGAAACAAAACAGAUAUAUUAACAUUACAAGAACUGACCAAGAUUUAUGCAGGUAGACACAGGCCAGCAGUAGACAGACUCUGUGUUGGCGUUCGUCCGGGAGAGUGCUUUGGUCUCCUGGGAGUGAAUGGAGCUGGCAAGACGACAACCUUCAAAAUGCUGACUGGGGAUACAGACGUGACAUCUGGAGAUGCUGUAGUGGCUGGCAACAGUAUAUUGACCCACAUCUCUAAUGUCCAUCAAAACAUGGGCUACUGUCCACAGUUUGAUGCUAUUGAUGACCUCCUCACAGGCCGGGAACACCUCCAUCUCUAUGCACGCCUGCGAGGGGUCCCUGCAGAGGAAAUCGAGAGGGUUGCUGACUGGGGGAUUCAGAAGCUGGAUCUCCAGAUGUAUGCAGACCAGCUGGCAGGCACAUACAGUGGUGGUAACAAGCGCAAACUCUCCACUGCCAUUUCCCUGAUAGGCUGCCCUCCUCUUGUUCUGCUAGAUGAACCCACUACAGGGAUGGACCCUCAGUCCCGACGCUUCUUAUGGAACUCUAUUGUCAGUGUGAUCCGAGAAGGGCGAGCUGUAGUUCUGACCUCACACAGCAUGGAAGAAUGUGAAGCUCUCUGCACUCGUCUAGCCAUAAUGGUGAAGGGGACCUUCAAAUGCCUGGGCACUAUUCAACAUUUAAAAUACAGAUUUGGAGAUGGAUAUAUUGUCACCAUGAAAAUUAAAGCACCUAAACCUGGGCUGUGUCCAGAUCCAAGCCCAGCUGAGCAUUUCAUACAAGUCAACUUCCCAGGCAGUUUACAAAGAGAGAAACACUAUAACAUGCUGCAGUACCAGAUUUGCUCCUCCUCCCUGGCCAGGAUAUUUCGGUUACUUAUCUCCAACAAAGAAAACCUGAAUAUCGAAGAAUAUUCAGUCUCACAAACAACUUUGGAUCAGGUAUUUGUGAACUUUGCUAAGCAACAGAUGGAGGAUGAGGAAAUUCCUUUACACCCUCGUGCAGCUGGAGCCAGUCGGGAGGUGAAGGUGUCCCCAGCUUUUCCUCGAUAAGCAGCUGCAUAGAACUCCCCUGCAGCUGCUAACACUGAGAGCGUGUUAGCUCACAGGUGUGCCAUAUCACAGCUGUAUGGAGAGUGAAGAAACUGCUCAGGGCAGUAUUCAAAUAAAGCUUUGUACCUUUCUGAGUACUGUGUUCACAACUAUCUAGCAACAAAAAACUUCUUCUGCCUUGGCUAGAGAGAGACAUGAGGUACCCAUUGAAAGGGUCAAAGGAGUGGAAGAUGCUUGGUUUAUAAUAGAAUCCUCCUGUCACACAAGGA